GCAAAAGGUUCAGCAUGUAGGCGGGAAUGUAAUUCCAUCGAGCGAAGGAAAACCAAACAAUGCGCAACGGCAAUCCUUUUCAUAGUUGCAGAGCCCAAGUGCAGGAGUUCAGAUUAGUCAGCAAUGGAGCAGCACGUUAUGAACUCAAUCGAACAAUCCCUCAACAAUAAUCAACCCCUCUCUUCCCAAACCCUAGCUUCCCUCAGAUCUCUCAUUAUCAACCCCACCACCUCCGAUUCCAGCCUUUCCUCACUCCUGGACGCCCUAACUCGCUCUCUUCGACUCACUCGCGACUCCGUCUUCCUCCAUCACUGUCUUAAGCUCCUUACGGACCUCUCCGCUCGCCGCCCCCACCUAUCCCCUUUUGCCGUCGACUUGCUCCGUUCUGACUCGCUCUUCUCCUCCGCUUCGCCUCGCCUUGUUGGCGAGUCACUGUCCGCACUCCUUUCACUCACUUCCUCCCAAAACGACAUUGACGCUGCCCGCUUCGUCUCGCUCUGCCUCGGUCCUUCUGUUCCCGUACGACUAUGGCUACUGAAAAAUGCGGAGAAGUUUGCCAUUAGGGAAUCGGUGUUAUUAGCCGUGUUUCUAGGGUUUACAAGGGAUCCGUUUCCGUAUGUGAGGAAAGCAGCUGUAGAUGGAUUGGUGAAAUUGUGUAAGAAUGGUGAUUUUAAUGAUCGUGAUGUUAUUGAGGGAUGCUACUGCCGUGCUGUUGAGCUGCUCCGCGACGCUGAGGAUAACGUCAGAUCCGCAGCAGUUCGCGCUGUCUAUGACUGGGGUAAACUGCUUGUUAUAUCCAGUGAAGAAAGGAACAAGCAGGACUCGUCGGAUGCAGUAUUUAUCCAGCUCUGCUGUAUGGUAAGAGAUAUGAGUAUGGAGGUAAGGCUUGAAGCCUUUGAAGCUCUUGGGAAGAUAGGACUUGUAUCUGAAGAUAUCUUACUACAAACCCUGUUUAAGAAAGUCCUAGGGAUCAACAAAGAUAAAAUCUACAAACCAAUUAAAGUGUUUGAAAUUUCAGCUUCUGCUGCUGCUGGAGCUUUUGUUCAUGGACUUGAGGAUGAGUUCUCUGAGGUACGAAUGUCUGCCUGUUACUCUUUGCAUACGUUCACUGUCUUCUCCUCACAAUUUGCUGGUGAAGCCUUAAACCUGUUGAUGGACAUGCUGAAUGAUGAUUCAAAGAUUGUCAGGCUACAAGCUCUGAAUACAAUGCAUCACAUGGCAACCUGCAAUCAUCUAAAAGUUGAAGAAAUACACAUGCACAGUUUUCUGAGCACUCUUUUUGACAGCUGUUCUGUCAUAAGAUCUGCGACAAGGAAAAUUCUCAAAUUAGCAAAGCUGAUGAAGUUGGAGUUGUUUAAAUUGUGUAUCGAUGGCCUUCUUGGAAAUUUGGAGACAUAUCCACAGGAUGAAGUUGAUGUCUUCUCUGUUCUGUUUCAUAUUGGGAGAAAUCAUGGGAAGUUCACAGUUCUCAUGAUUGAGGAGGUUUCUACAGAGUUGGAGCCAGCUUUUGGAGGCAAAUUGGGCUUUGAUAGUACAAGAGUAGCAGCAUUUCUUGUGCUGGCCAUCUCAGCUCCACUGUCAAAUGAAAGUGAUGUUUGUGGUGUUCCAUCUAGAAUAUUCUCUUAUGCAGUUACUUGGCUGGGGAGAAUCUCUUAUGCUUUAAGUGAUGUUAUGAACCGAGAAACACUUUUGGCUUAUUUGUCAAAGUGCAGCAGAUCCUCAACCAUUUCUCUUGCUGACUUUAAAAUAAAAGAGGCAUUGCCAACAGUAAAAGGUGAUAUGCCAUCUCAUCUCUGUUCUGAGGUUGGUAGUCCUGUAAGCAUGCCCUUGUGGCAAAAAGGUGUGGAGACCUUUGACCAUCAUCAUCAGAAAUUGUUUUUAGGAAAGUCGGGUACUCAUUUAGAAUAUGGGCUGAGGGAGUGUGAUGAGUUAAGACAGUCUGUAAACCUUGUCUUUAGAAAGGUCAAGGACUUGUGGUCAUUGGUACAAUUAGGCUGCACAAAUGAAGCAUUGAAGGCUAUAAGCAGGGCAUGCAAGGAAGAAGUGGCAUCAUUUACCACAGAUUCCCCUGGAUCUGCUGGUGCUGUGGCAUUUACUCUGCAAUAUCUCCGAGUUAUAAAAUUGCUUGCUGCAGUAUGGGAGCACCUUAUGCCAACAAAAAAGCUUAAUUGUUAUGGAGUGGGAAAAUUAGAGCUUCUAUUAGGAAAAUUAGACAGGAGGCUCAGGGAAAUCAGGAAUAAAUUCAUCGGUUUGUCCAAAGCAGAGGAGUUGCAAAUCUUGGAACUGAUCGUUGUGGCUUGUCUUUUGAGGUUGUCGAAAAUUGAGAUAUGCUGUUAUGAUACUGCCAUGAAAAAGUUGUCUUCUAUAAUUUCUCAUGUAGAAAUUCUCCGCAAGGGGGGGCCUAUUGAACCAUCUCAUUUUAUAAUUGAAGUAAAGAAAUUAUUGAAUGAUAUUGGCUCUUCAAGUGGUGGUAGUACCUGUAAGCCACUUCUCUUCAAGAAGUUAAUUGACUCCUUCUCCCUUCAUCAAUUUGUGUUAGGUGGAAGUCCCAGGCACAUAAAUGCAGAAUUGGAAGUUCCUGGUAAUGAUUCUGAAAAUCCUCUUCCUUUCAUCCCUGGAAUACCUGCUUCUAUACCACUUGCAAUCACUUUGUAUAACGUUUUGAGUGAACAUAGGUUGUGGCUUAGGAUAAGUAUGGGUGAGGAGUCAACUCAGUUUGUAUUUUUAGAUUUGAACCUAAUCAGAAGCAGUGAUGAGGUCAGGGAAUUCACAUUUGUGGCUCCCUUCUAUCUAACCCCAAAAGCAAUUUCCUUUGCGCUGAGGGUUUCUAUAGGUAUAGAAUGCUUGCAAGAGAAUGUUCAUCAAGUUAAAGCCUUUGGGGGUCCAAAACGUGAGCUAGCAUACCUUUGCCCCGAGGAAGAGAUUUUUCUUUGUAAGAGCACUAAAUGGUAAGUAAAGCCACCUUUCUUUUUUGUUAUUGUUGCUUUUGGCAUGACAUUUGUUGAGGUACAACAUAUGCUUAUCAGAAUCAGACUAAAAUAUUGCUAGCUUGGAGUCUGCUGGGUCAAACGAGGGAACUUUCCGCUGCCUUGUCCUCGAGUACGGGUAGAGAAAGGAAUAUAAUUUAACAAAAAUUAUUCAACUUUGAGACUGGUGCUUUUAGUGGAAAAUUAUCAAGGAACUUAUUAAACAACAAACAAAAUAACUAUUCACGUUUUAACAAAAUGCAUUUGUUGGCUUCAUCCCAUGGACUCAAAACUUAGCUAAGAUGAAUGUUUCAUCAAUGGUUAGUGAAACUAUUAUGUACUCUUCCACCUCUCAAACCAUUCUAAUGUUCAUGAUUUAAAAACAAUCGCCGAUAAGAAGCACCUUUUGCCAACAGCCUUGGUGGUUUUCACUUGCCAACCCUCC
This is a messenger RNA of Durio zibethinus, 3411 nucleotides long. RefSeq names its product ARM repeat superfamily protein (gene SIEL). Gene Ontology annotation, cellular component: endosome. Gene Ontology annotation, biological process: intercellular transport. The record is from RefSeq and is a predicted model, not a curated record. Lineage: Eukaryota; Viridiplantae; Streptophyta; Magnoliopsida; Malvales; Malvaceae.